AUGGUAGUAGACACGACGAAAAGGUUGGGGGGAGCUUUUGUUGUAUAUUGCCCCAAUGGUAAAAUUAUAACUAGAAAACUAAAACUCCAUAGUUCUUGCUCGGUGUUUCAAGCUGAGUUGAAAGCCAUAGAACAAGCUUGUGUGUGGCUUGCAGAUAAACACAUUCCGAAUGCAGCUAUUCUGACUGACAGCAAAUCUGGACUACAAGAAAUCGGUAACCCCAAUAGUACAAAUCAAAUAGUUACCAACAUCCACAGAAUGCUAGACAACCACAGCUUAUCAGUUAAUUUCAUUUGGGUCAAAGCCCACACAGGUAUAGCUGGUAACGAAGCUGCUGACCUGGCAGCCAAAGCUGCAGCCACAAGCCAUAACGUCCCUAUUCUCAUAAAAUUUCCAAUUAGCUUCGUAAGAAAACUUGCUCAACAAGAUAGUAAAGUAGCUUCCGAACAAUUUUACCAAGAUAACAUGAAAGGUGGUCUGGAGACUGCUGACGAGGUGCUCGCCAGAGUGAAAAAAGCGGUCGACGCCAGGGGUACUGGCCUUAAAAUCAACAAGGUUCGCAAAGCCAAAAAUCAAAAAAUUAUUUUGGGGUGUGACACCGAAGACGAGAGGAAAAAAGUUCAGCAAAGAAUAGAGAGUCGCGGGGAUGGACUCAUAGUAGAGCCCAUAAAAAACAAAGAUCCUCUCGUCAUCCUGAAAGAUGUCAUUAUAGAUAGUGAGGAUGAAGAUACAAUUAAGGCGCUUCACGCCCAAAACAAAGAUGUUUUCUUUGGCCUAAAUGAAAAGGAUAUGGAGAUGACUGUAAAAUACAAAAAACGGACAAGAAAUCCGAGGACAGUCCACAUCGUUCUACAGGUUAAGCCUAACGUGUGGCAGAGGAUGACGGAGGCUGGAGCCCUCUAUCUGGACCUUCAAAGGGUCAGAGUGGAGGACCAGUCCCCGCUCAUCCAAUGCACGAGAUGCUUAGCGUUUGGACAUGGUCGGAAAUUUUGCACCGAGAGUGUGGACAGAUGUAGCCACUGUGGAGGACCGCAUCUCCGCGAGAAAUGCGCAGACUUUUCCGCAGGGAAUGAACCACAGUGCUGCAACUGCUCACACUCUGGGUUGCGGAGGACCGACCACAACGCAUUUAGUGCUGACUGCCCGGUACGAAAAAAAUGGGACUAUUUGGCCCGUGCAAACACGGCCUAUGCAUGA
Molecule: messenger RNA, 1197 nt
Organism: Parnassius apollo (apollo)
Lineage: Eukaryota; Metazoa; Arthropoda; Insecta; Lepidoptera; Papilionidae
Source: the annotation of a GenBank genome assembly